This is a messenger RNA of Exserohilum turcica Et28A, 5180 nucleotides long. RefSeq lists its product as uncharacterized. Bases 30 to 5180 code for a protein of 1716 amino acids. The transcript has a single exon. Lineage: Eukaryota; Fungi; Ascomycota; Dothideomycetes; Pleosporales; Pleosporaceae. The record is from RefSeq and is a predicted model, not a curated record.
CUGGCUCCCUUCCAAAAGAUUGUCCGAAGAUGGCUGCAAUAGAUUUUGCGCGGUUGCGCAAUCAGACAAUGGCCGAUGGCCUCGACAGCGAGGUCACGGUCAAUACACGUGCUCUGAUCGACAAAGUCCUGGCCCGUUAUUCGAGCGAGCAUACAACACUACGAGAGUUGAUCCAAAAUGCCGCAGAUGCAAAAGCAGAUCAAGUCGUUAUCAAAUUUGAAACUGACCCAUCUCUGACUGUGCCCGCUCCCCAGGGCGUCGAGGACCCCGUUCUGCUAAAGCACAUUAUCCAACAUCAUACGCUCAAGCGGCUUGUCGUCAGCAAUAAUGGCCAGCCGUUCACUGUCGCUGACUGGAGUCGUUUGAAGAGCAUUGCGGACGGCAACCCAGAUGAGACCAAAAUUGGCGCCUUCGGUGUUGGAUUCUACAGUGUCUUUGCCGAUUGCGACGAGCCCUUUGUCAUCUCGGGUGAUAGGACAAUGGCCUUCUAUUGGAAAGGCAACAUGCUGUCUACUAAAGCUGCGCCUGUACCACCUGAACACAAGACGAGAGACACAAUCUUCAUGCUCGAGUACCGACAAGCGAAUCCAGCAUCCCCCUCAUACAAUCCGUCAAAGCUUCCAAACCUCCCCACUUUAUGUCAGUUCCUAGCUACCAGUCUCACAUUUGUGGGUCUUGAAAGCAUCGAACUACAUGUAGACGAUUAUGUGGUUGCAUCCUUCACCAAGAAGAUCUCCUCCCCUGAGAUUGUCCGUGUGCCACAAGGCUUGAAGACCGAGACUGAAGGAGGUUUAAUGAAGGUGACCGAUGUCACCCGCCAGCACUCUCAACUCGACGCUGCCUGGAUGAACGUGAUUGCGACUGCUCAACUGCCGCCGAAGAAAGCCGCCGAUAUCGUACAGCAGGAGGUGCGCAACGCUGGUUCGACAUUGCGCAGUUUCUUUUCCAAAUUCUCAACGCCACCACCUGCGCCUGCCAAGACGGUCAAACCUGCUCCCGAGAAGCAAAAUACAGGUGAAGAGAUAGCAGGCAAUUCAAAGGGAACAAUUUUCCUGCAAGUGUGCACUGUAGUAGCAGCCACCAAAGUCUCGCGAAACUUUGCAGCAGAGAUUGAAAGAGCAACGAAAAAGUCACCUCCAAAGACUACUAAGAUUGCUCUUUUGACCUCCCCUUACCAAGACCCCUCUGCUACUUUGACGACGGGGUCAGGAAGUUCUGCUUCGCUCGCAUCUAAGAUUUUUGCCGAGGUUCUGCCUACAAAGUCUGGGCGCAUCUUCAUCGGCUUCCCUACGGCACAAACAACGGGUUAUCUUGCACACAUCUCGGCGCCAUCUCUGAUCCCAACUGUGGAGCGUGAAAACGUUGAUAUGAAUGCUCGUUACAUAUCCACGUGGAACAUUGAGCUUCUGCGUGUUGCUGGUUUGGCAUGUCGCAUCACAUAUGCAGCUGAAUUGGCAGCUUUGCAGGCUCAGUUUGGCAAGGAGCCGUUGGAGGCAUUGAUCCCAAGGACUGCCUACGUAUUUCAGCAGUACACGGCGAAAUCCUCCCAUCCCUCUACAGCUCUUGGUGAUUGCAUUGAUGAAGCGUUUUGGAACUGUUCCAAGGAGCGUUCUAUCGAUAUCCUCUCAACCAAGGGCGUCAUGCCAAGCAAACGAGUACGCAUGCCUGCAGAGACCCUUAGCUUCCUUGGAGAAGUGCCCAUGGUUCCGCAAGAACUCGCAAAUGCUGCAGUCGAUUUUAUGCUAAACUUGCACAAUCGCGGUUUCAUCACCGAGCUCACCAUGCAUGAUAUUCGGCAAGGUUUGGAAUCCCGCGCGCUCAACGAAGAAGAACUCUGCGAGUUUCUGAAGUGGUGUGGCUCCAAGUUGGAAAGCGGCGAAAUCGACGUACCAGGCUCAAGGAGCUUGUUCGAAAACACUGUCGCUAAUAUCGACGUUGAACCAGAGAAGAACUCAGGCAGAAUACUCGCAUUGGGGGAUAUUGGCACAUUCGUUAAUCCGGCCCGCAUCGGUCCACAUCUGCCGCUCCCUCCUGACACCAUACCAUUCACGUUCACUAGGGGAAUUUCAAUGAGGCAAUUACAAAUGUUCGGAUGGACAGAGUUGACGAUGGUGCGAUGGCUCCGACACAUGACAACACAACCACAAUUGGAACAGUUUACGACUGACGAGAACUUGGCUCUAUCCGUGCUCACAUUAACUUCCAAGUGCUGGGAGCAACUUGAUGGCACCUCCAAGGAUUCUGUUGUCAAGAUUUUGGCUCCUCAAAAGAUCAUGCCCACAAAGAUGGGCAUGCGGCGACCAACGGAGUCAUACUUUCCGACUGUAAAACUUUUUGACGAUUUGCCAACUGUGAAGCCAUUUGCUGGCUCAAAAGAGAAGUUCUUACUAUCGCUUGGGGUACGAAAGACCAUCGACCUCCCCAUGGUCUUUGACCGGAUGCGCAGUCGUGACGGGGGACAGACAGAGAAAUCAGAGCGACCUUCCUGGAAUCACGUUGAUCUUAUUCGUUACUUUGCAUCCGUUAUUAACGAAAUUCCCAAGAAAGAUCUAGAUCGACUACGCGAGACGGCGUUCCUGCCGGGCGAGGGUUCGACUGUCAAGCCUGGUCAGCAAUUCAAAGCCUCAGACCUCUAUGCUCCAGAUCCAGCGAUAGUUGCCCUGGGUCUGACACAAAUCAAGUUGCCUUUCGAGUUCAAGCCAAGUACUCGAGAGGGUGUGCUUCUCUUGAACCUCGGGCUACGGCAGUGGCCAGACUCCAUCACCGUUGCAAACAUACUGCAUCGUGCCGGUCAGGCGAAGGAUUUCCAGCUCUACACGCGUGCCAUGGAUUACUUGUUGUCAAACUACUACAAGAACAACUAUACGGCAGAGGCAAGCCGGUUCGCUGCCCUAACCCUUCCCAUACUACCGACAAAGCAGGCGCCGUUUCCCUCAUUAGUCGGCCCGUUCCAGUGCUACACAAAUGAACAUGCAGCAUGCUUAGGGUUCCCGAUACUCAGAAGCGACCUUCGCAGCCAUGCUGAGAAAUUGGGGGUCCAGCGCGAUCCGAGUAUAGGCCCUUGCGUGCAGUAUCUGAUCAAAAACCCUCCCAAAACCAAGCUGGAUGCUGAGAUGCAAUUUGCGUACUUAGCCUCACGAGGUUCUGACCUGGAUCAAUACAAGGGACUGAUUCAAAGCCUGGCGACUGCUAAUAUCGUGCCGAUAUUCCGAAAGUACUACCUUGACCCGACCUGCAGUGGAUUUGAGGAUCGGACAAAGAACCAGACAGGAAAGACUGAGAUGCGUAUUCAUCACUACGACCCGCCUGAGCAUGUAUUUGUCGGCCGUGAUCAAGAAUACCGCGGCAUUCUCGACUACGUUCAUUACGGCGCAGAAGCCACUGUCUUCCUGCUCAAAGUCGGUGCAAAGCAUGAGCCCACGACACACGAUUUAGCAUAUCUACUGGCUAAGAAUCCGUCGCGCUUUCUCAACACGAUUGGUCAAGAGAAAUAUCUCGACCUACUUAGGAAACUGGCCGAGCAUGCCGGGAGUCUAUGGAAAGACAAGGAGCUAGUCCAGUCACUUGUGGCUUCGAGACUGCUUCUCGGAUAUCGCGACAUCAAGGAAGAUACGAAAAAGGUUGAGGCCGGCGAUGAAGACAUGGAUGACCUGGAUGAGGAUAGUGUGCAUCGUGAAUGGUCACUCAACAAAGCCAACGAGAUUGUGAUCAUCGACAAUGUCAAUUACAUGACGAGGUUCCGUGACUUCAUCAUUGCAGCGCCUCAAGAGGAGCUUCUAGAGGAAUUUUACGCGCGCUUUGGCGUUCAAAGGGUCUCGGAUCUCGUCAAAACCGACCAACGCAUUGGGACAGUAGUGCGUGACCAGACGCCCGCUCAGGAUCUUCGACGCGACAUUCUUGAACGCGUGCGUCUCUUCCUCCACGAAUACGAGCGUGAUGCUUCCUCAAAGGCGAUCCGACAUGACGCCAAGUGGCUGGGCUCAAACUUGACGGUCCAGUGCGUUUCCGAUAUCUCCAUUCGGUACUCACUCGCAGAGCGGAAUGUUGCUACCUCAUCGAGGAAGUCGGCAGUGAUUAUCAAAGUUCGUAUUACUGGUUACGUGUUGAACAUAACACCAAAAUAUGACUUGUAUGAAGUGUCGAGCGAACUCGUCAGGCUCCUGGUAUCGCGGCCAAAGCGGAACGAUGCGAUCGCGCUUGAGCGUAUUUUGACUGAGCCGCUUCGUCGGUUGCAACAAAAGGGCAUUAACGUAGAGCGCAUUCUACGCCGGAAAGAACACGAAGCCCGCAUCGCCAAGCAAGCAGAGCAAGAGCGGGAAGAGGAAGAACAGCAGCGCAUGGCAGAGCAGGCCAAGUCAGGUGGGCUUGUCAAGUCGGAAAACCGAGAAAACGUACCGCCUGCAACACCUGAGAAGAGCAAACACGUUCCCGGUGCGUUUGACAGUCCAGAGACGGGCAUGGAAGUUGCGAACCACGGACCGCAAUCCGACAAUGACAGCCUCAUCAAUAACUGGGCGAAGAAGCUCGGGUUUAGAAACACAUCCACGCCUCCUCCCAGCGGCACCGACGGACCCCAGAUCAGCCGCGACAUCCAAGCCACCAAGUCCAACAUCCAGAACGCCAUCAAAGAGUGCCGCCCAACGGGCAUGUCCAACAUCAACACCAAGCACCACCAAGACGCCACGGAGCUGGACCGCGGUGGCUACUGCCGCGGCGAACAAUGGGAAAACCUGCACAAAGCCUUUUCGGUCCCCUUUUCCGGCCGCCACGUAGACAUUUACUAUGGGCUUGACGAAACAGCACCGCUAUCCGAUCUGCAAUCGCAUCUGCAAGCCUUCCUCCCGCUCAUCUUCGGCCUCACAUCCAUCUUCAGCGUCAACCCCGCCGCCGUCAACAUCUUCCUCGACAAGAAAUCAAACACCGUCGCCUUCAACAUGAACGGCAGUCUCUUCUUCAAUCUCGCCUGGUUCAUCGCCCUGCACAGCGACGGCUGCCAGACUAAAGAGGGCAAACUCAGGGCCCUCGAUAGCUGGUUCUGCACCUAUUGCCAUGAGCUCGCGCAUAAUCUGGUCGCAGAUCAUAAUGCGAGGCAUAGUUGGUAUCAGCAGCAGAUCAUCAUAGAGUAUAGCCAGCAGUAUCGCGCUGCGCUGGAGAAUUUCACGCAGGGUAUGUUGAUUUAG